GGGUUUUCUGACCCCAGACUCGACGUAGGGAUUAUGGGGGUGUAGGGGUGCCGACCUCGUCCCAGACUAUUGGGCAUUGGCGGCGAGUCCGCGGACACUGCGCAUGCGCGAUCCGGAAGCUGCCGCCCGCGGCGGAAGGGGCCGACCCGGGAGACUGAGGACUUAGAUUGCUUAAGGACACCAGGCGGGCGCGACGACCUUCAGCCUCUCUCUCUGCAGCUUUGGCCCGUUCCUUUAACUUUUGUUCACUUGGGGCCGUUUGGCGUUUCCACGUGCCUUGGGCCCGCCCACUGCAGCCGCCAUCUUGGAAACGGCCGCUGGCGCCUAGCUGAGCUGGUAGGACUUCCGGGUCGGGCUUCCAGUUGCCCGGGUAACGGGAGCACAGUCUCGCUGGUGAGUUACUUAGCCUUUCAUUCAUCAGCGUAAAAAGAACUGAGUUCAGGUCGCAGGUCUCCUCCAGGGCGGACAUUAUCGUGUGCGCUGUAGUAACCUCUCAUCGUGUGGAGUCGUUCACUUAGCGCGUAUUGCUCCGGCGCCCUGCGUAACGCUAAGAUGCCUGAGGCCUGGGGUCCGAUGCCCGCCUGGCUGUACUGUGGCGGCGGGAGCGGUGUGUGUGGGACCGUAGGGCGGCCUCACGGCUAGAGUUUCAGGACUGUGGGGUGCCUGUGUCUGUGGCGGUCGCCGGUGUCCUCGUGGUCCUCAGCAGGGUGCGGGUGGACAGCUCGUGCGAGGGCCCGGGAGUCUUGGAAACACUUUCCGGCGCGGUCUCUGGACUGAGCGCUGGGACCCGGACCGAACCAGCCGCGCUUGCCUCUGGAGCUGGACUAGCCGACUUUCGUUAGAUUGAGCAUUUCCACAGAAAUUACAGUUUUAUCCUUUUUGAAAAAAUAGAAUUGUGUUUCAGAAAGAAGAAACUACAGUUUUAGCAUGCAGAAAGGAAAAGGGAGAACAAGCCGGAUCAGAAGACGAAAACUUUGCAGAAGUUCUGAACCAAGAGGAGUGAAUGAGAGCCACAAGUCUGAAUUUAUAGAGCUAAGGAAGUGGCUGAAAGCUAGGAAGUUUCAAGAUUCAAACUUAGCGCCUGCUUGUUUUCCAGGUACAGGAAGAGGGCUGAUGAGCCAAACAUCCUUGCAGGAGGGACAGAUGAUUAUUUCGUUGCCUGAGAGUUGCCUGCUCACCACGGACACAGUGAUUCGAAGCUACUUAGGGGCAUACAUUACUAAGUGGAAGCCGCCUCCGUCUCCUCUGCUGGCGCUGUGUACCUUUUUAGUUUCAGAGAAGCAUGCUGGGGACCGAUCUCUUUGGAAGCCUUACCUGGAGAUUUUACCCAAGGCCUAUACCUGCCCUGUUUGUUUGGAGCCGGAAGUGGUGAACCUUCUUCCCAAAUCUUUAAAAGCAAAGGCUGAAGAGCAGAGAGCCCAUGUGCAGGAGUUCUUUGCUUCCUCCAGAGACUUUUUCUCUUCUCUGCAGCCUCUGUUUGUGGAGGCUGUUGACAGCAUCUUCAGCUACAGUGCCCUGCUGUGGGCUUGGUGCACCGUCAACACCAGAGCCGUGUACCUGAGGCCCAGGCAGCGGGAAUGCCUUUCUGCAGAGCCGGACACCUGUGCGCUCGCUCCAUACCUGGACCUGCUGAAUCAUAGCCCACGUGUCCAGGUAAAAGCAGCAUUUAAUGAAGAAACUCACUCUUACGAAAUUAGAACGACUUCACGUUGGAGAAAGCAUGAAGAGGUAUUCAUCUGUUACGGCCCUCACGAUAAUCAGCGGCUGUUCCUGGAAUAUGGAUUUGUUUCCGUCCAUAAUCCUCAUGCUUGUGUUUAUGUCUCCAGAGGUGGGAAUCAACUUUGUUCUUAACAUAAACACUGUAUAAUUUUUUUUCCCAGUUGGAGAUGUGUAUUUUCAGUUUUAAUAAAAAUAUCAAAACC
This is a messenger RNA of Mandrillus leucophaeus (drill), 1922 nucleotides long. RefSeq names its product SET domain containing 4 (gene SETD4). The transcript has 7 exons. The coding region runs from base 928 to 1851 and encodes 307 amino acids. Lineage: Eukaryota; Metazoa; Chordata; Mammalia; Primates; Cercopithecidae. The record is from RefSeq and is a predicted model, not a curated record. Gene Ontology annotation, biological process: peptidyl-lysine trimethylation; peptidyl-lysine dimethylation; positive regulation of transcription by RNA polymerase II. Gene Ontology annotation, molecular function: histone H3K4 methyltransferase activity; transcription coactivator activity; histone H3K36 methyltransferase activity.